Messenger RNA from Xyrauchen texanus (razorback sucker), 5290 nucleotides. Its product is annotated as integrator complex subunit 6-like. The coding region runs from base 317 to 2881 and encodes 854 amino acids. NCBI's taxonomy places the organism in Eukaryota, Metazoa, Chordata, Actinopteri, Cypriniformes, Catostomidae. Gene Ontology annotation, cellular component: integrator complex. The record is from RefSeq and is a predicted model, not a curated record. Gene Ontology annotation, biological process: snRNA 3'-end processing. The transcript is spliced from 18 exons.
UCAUGGACGUAAACUGAACAGAAAGUUACCAUGGUAAAAGUUAGGCAUUUCUUUAAAAUUGCAGCAACAUCAUCAGUUUCCCUUGUAAAUCAAUAACCUUUCCCCCCAGGGUCUGAGGUUUUGCUCAAGUUUACAAGGCAUCGCUCUUUAAACACUAACUACAAUUACACUCUGACAGAAAGAAUGCGCGAGCCAGUUAGCAUUAGCCGGCUAGCAGCGUGCUGACAGCAGCGACAGGAGGCGAACAAAAGAUUUCUCUGAAUUUGUCCGCUUGCUCUGACACUCGGUCCAUGUAGUAGGGGUGAUUAUCAACACAAUGCCCGUGUUACUUUUUCUGAUAGACACGUCAGCCUCCAUGAACCAGCGCUCCCAUCUGGGCACAAGCUAUCUGGACAUAGCGAAGGGCGCAGUUGAGACUUUCCUGAAGCUGAGGAGCAGAGAUCCGGCAAGCAGAGGAGACAGAUACAUGUUAGUGAGUUUCGAGGAAGCACCGGCUGGAAUCAAGGCUGGAUGGAAGGACAGUCAUGCCACUUUUAUGACAGAGCUGAGGAACCUCCAAGCAGCUGGAUUAACAACGUUUGGCCAGUCUUUAAGGACCGCUUUUGAUUUACUCAACCUCAAUAGAUUAGUAACGGGGAUAGACAACUAUGGACAGGGUAGAAACCCCUUUUUCUUGGAGCCUGCUAUAAUUUUGGCCAUAACUGAUGGAAACAAGCUGACUGGCAGUUCAGGGGUCCAAGACGAGUUACAUUUACCACUGACAACACCGUUGCCAGGCAGUGAGUUGACAAAAGAGCCCUUCCGAUGGGACCAGCGACUAUUCUCUUUAGUGCUACGCAUUCCAGGCCACACCUCCCCUGACCCUGAACCAAUGGGUGGAGUUCCACCCGACUCCUCUCCUAUUACGCCCAUGUGUGAAGUCACAGGAGGCCGAUCAUACAGCGUGUUUUCCCAGAGAAUGCUAAACCAGUGCCUGGAGUCUCUGGUUCAGAAGAUCCACAGUGGAGUAGUCAUCAAUUUUGAGAAGACUGGUCCUGACCCUACACCCACUGAAGAUGGUCCAGCUGAGGUGAAGUAUGGACCUCAGCCAUGGCAUAGCUGUCAUAAACUCAUCUAUGUCAGACCAAACCCUAAAACUGGUGUUCCUGUGGGCCAUUGGCCUAUCCCGGAGUCUUUUUGGCCUGAUCAAAACUCACCUACUUUGCCUCCACGUGCAGCUCACCCACAGGUAAAGUUCUCAUGUGUGGAUUCGGAGCCCAUGGUGGUGGAUAAAGUGCCCUUUGACAAGUACGAGUUGGAGCCUUCACCUCUCACACAGUAUAUACUGGAGAGGAAAUCACCACACAACUGCUGGCAGGUUUUUGUAUGUAGCAGUGCUAAAUAUGGAGAGCUUGGGCAGCCGUUUGGCUAUCUGAAGGCCAGCACAGCUCUCAACUGUGUCAACCUUUUUGUUAUGCCCUACAACUAUCCUGUGGUGCUGCCUUUACUUGAUGACUUGAUUACGGUGCAUAAGUUUAAGCCUCCAGCUAAAUGGCGACAAUCUUUUGAAAACUAUCUUAAGGCAAUGCCCCCCUACUACAUCACUGCCUUGCGGAAAGCACUUAGAAUGAUGGGAGCUCCAAACCUGUUAGCUGACAGCAUGGAGUAUGGCCUCAGCUACAGUGUUGUGUCCUACCUCAAAAAGCUCAGUCAGCAGACGAAGGUGGAGGCUGAUAGAGUUUGUGCAUCAGUAGGAAAGAAGGCGGCACUAGAGGGCGGGAUUAAACUUCGCUGCAGAAGCUCCGCCCUCUCUCUGGCUCACCGGAAGGAUUUCACACAGCUACUGCAUAGUAUCAUGGGAGAUGGUCCAGCUCUGCCAUUGGAGGCAAACCCCAAGGAGUUUGCUGGGUUUCAGCUUGCUGCUCUGAAUAAAGCAUUGAAACCACAAGGAUUGCGGAACCCAUAUGAUAUCCCAAGAGCUCAUCUGCUGGACCAGCUGAGCCGCAUGAGGAGGAACCUCCUGCAUGCCAGCAUCUGCAUUCUGAAAGGACAGGAUCAAGAUGAACUUCACAGUGUGCCUAUUGCUCAGAUGGGCAACUAUCAGGACUUCCUGAAGAAUUGCCCAUCCCCUCUGAGAGAGGCAGACCCAGACCAGCCUAAACGUGUGCACACUUUUGGAAACCCCUUCAAACUGGACAAGAAGGCAAUGAUGGUGGAUGAAGCAGAUGAAUUUGUUACUGGCACUCAAGGCAAAGGCAAACGUCCUGGAGAGCCCAGCAGUACUGUAGUGGGAGGGGCUCCGAAACGCAGGCGCUGUAUGUCUCCUCUGCUUCAGCCAGGGCGAGCAUACAUUCCUCCAAAAACACCACCCAGAACUCCAGAAAAUGAUCAUACAGUAUUGAUGAAUGACAUUACUAACCAUCUCGAGUCAAACUACGGCCCAGACAGCGAGCCGAGUCCUGGGCCAGAAUGUGAUCCCCUCCAGCAGAUAAACCACUUUCAGCUGGAUGAAGCAGAGAACCAGCAGGAAGAAGUGCAGGAGAACGGACAGUCCAGUGAGAGUGAGUUGUCUCUGGGCAGUGAGGGUGAAGAGGAGGCCCCUCGACGCUACCCUUCACCCUGCCAGCUGAAGAAGAUCCGAAACAAAGAAAACGAGGAGCUGAACUCUGAACUCCGAGUGCUCAUCACCAAGGAGAUAAGGAAACCUGGGAGACGUUAUGAGAAAAUCUUCUACCUCCUCAAGCAAAUCCAAGGCAGUUUGGAAACACGUCUGAUUUUCUUGCAAAGCAUAAUCAAAGAGGCUGCCAGGUUCAAGAAGAGGGUCUUGAUUGAGCAACUGGAGAACUUCUUGGAGGAGAUUCACUUAAGAGCCAACAGCAUGAAUCAUCUGGAUGGUUUCUGAGCACUCUUAUUUGCCCUACUUGGGACUUGCGCACAGAUCUGCACUAUUUAUGUAAUGUUACUUGGGACUCUUGUGUUUCAAGUCUUUAGCAGUAUUGAAGCUGAUAUUAUUGAUGAGGAAUUUGGGUGUCAUUUCUAAACCUCAGGGCUGGGGGAAAGUGAGAGUUUCUUUUUCUAUCAAACAGACACAACAACGCACUUCUCUUUCUUAGUCCAGUUUUCUUUCUAAUUGUGCCAAAGCUGAAUUGAUUAAUAGCAUCGGAUUCUUCCUUGGCUCAUUUGUUUACUGCAACCCCCCAUUGUCUGCUGUGACAUUAGACUCUUGGCAUUGAUCACCAAUACAAACAUACUUUCCUUUAAUUUCAGUCUGGGAAAGCACCUUUACAAACUCAUCACCACAUUCAGUCUCAGACCAGACAGAUAUAAUAUAGAGACUAAAUCAGCAAUAUUCUACAUGAAUAAAAGGUGAGUUAUCAAGCAGUUCUUUAAUGAUGGAGGAUUAAGUUGCUUGGGGAGUCUAUAAUUGCUUUUAGACAUGCACACACCACACUCCAAAAGUAGUUAAGCUACUAAUCUCUGGAAGGAUGUCAUUUUCAAAAGAUUUCGCAGUUGGCAGCAGAGGGACAUAUUUCUGGCAUUUUGUUUUCGUAAUUCUUAGUGAUUUCUUUCUCCUACAAUAAAAUGAGGUUCUGCUGGUCCUUUUGCCACUUGGAUGUCUGAUGUUCUGUACUGAUGUGUCUUACAGACCUUAAUAUCUGGCGGCGUUGUUCUACACAACUAAAUUAAGGAUUGUUCACUUAUCUGAACUUUGAGUUCUCUUAAUUUAGGUAUCUUUGAAAAACCUUUUCAAUUUUUUUUUUUUAUUUCCUCUAUAGUUACAAAAGGAACGAUAUAUAUUUAUAUAUAGAGACCGAUUUGAUUUAAGAUGUCAAAAUAAGUGGGAAAAGGUCUGUCUUUUCCUCCUGAAAAUGUAAAACAGCAUUAUAUAAACAUCCAGGAUAUAGUCACUUAUAGUUACAUGGAAGGCAGUUGCUGCUAAUGUAUUCCUACAUUACUACCAAAUAUACAGUGUCCCUGCCGCUGCGCCGCCCCUAUCUCUUGUCCUGUCUCAUCCUUUUAACCCUGCACCCUAUUGUAGGGACCAAGUCUUUGCCAUAUGUGUAUCGAUAAAGAUGAAUCAAUGGCUUCUUUAAAAAAAAAAAAUACAAUAUUUUUAAUAUGAUGUGUAUAUAUGUACAUAGUGACAAUGCAAGUAUUAUUUAAGAGAAUGUUUGGUGGAAAGCCUCUUUUUGUAUGUAUUUGAAUAAAGUAUAUUUUAUACUGUGAAUAGUCCUGCAAAUAAAUGAGAAUUUUCUGUGAAUAACUUGAUGUUAUUAAAAGGAUUGCACGUCCUGCCAUCUUUAACCUACAUUUGAUUUGAAGGAAUCUGGUUUUAGAAAGAGAGAAUGGUUCAAGUGUCUCUGAUUUCUUCUUUUCUCAGCACUCAUGUGUUCAGGUGUUGUUUGUUUACUGGCAUAGGACAUAUGUUCAAUUUCAGAGGCCGCCCUGCCAUAUUUUCUUGAUUGUAUGGGGAGUUUGUGGUCUACUGAGGCACUUAUAUGUAACCAGUGUAGCCUAUGAGGAAGAUUAUCUUGCAGAUUUGUCAUUGCAGCACAACACGUCAGACUCAACUUAAAGGUGCACUCGGUAACCUAAAGACAUACAUUUUAAUUUUGCAGUAGAAGUAGGAAAUAAUGAGCACUCCCAUUAAAAUCAAGCUGAUUUAUUCUACAUGGAGAGGGUCAUCACAUGACCAGCUGAAGUUUGCUAAAUCUCAGUAACCGUCCUGUUAUUGGACACUCACUCAUUGAUUAAAGUAACCAUGGCUGACUGAACAAUACAUUUCUACUGUGGCAUCAGAAAAUGACAACUUUAUUUUAAAUGAUGCUGCAUCCAAACUGCUAGGUGUCAUUGUAAGUCCAAGAUGACACAGACAAAAGUUACUGAGUGCACCUUUAAACUUAUUCAAACUUUGUUUUUCUGUUUUGUUUAUUUCAGACACAUAUUGCUAAUUGGCUAUCAAACUUAACUCAAAUCUAACUUCCUUGUGCAGCUGCAUUACUGAUUUAUUUAACCCUUGUGUGCUGUUCGGGAUGUUUUCAGCCACUAGGGGGUGCUGUUGAGUCGUAAUUUGGCCAUAACUUUCUCCGUGUUUCAGCAAAUGGAAUGAUUUUUGGUGACAAAUCUUAUUUUCACACAUAUUUUAGGAAAAUGCUUUGAAAAUUUUCAAAAACUCAACAGUACACUGUGGGCAAAUUCACGACCCUUUUGUUAUGUUCGUGGCUGAAAACAGCCACUACUUUAAACUGCUGUAAAAAUGUAUCAGAUAAAUAUUUUUUUCAAAUUUUUUUUGCAUAAAUCUAUUAAUCAA